This is a messenger RNA of Astrephomene gubernaculifera, 1718 nucleotides long. NCBI's taxonomy places the organism in Eukaryota, Viridiplantae, Chlorophyta, Chlorophyceae, Chlamydomonadales, Astrephomenaceae. The record is from the annotation of a GenBank genome assembly.
UUGCAGCUUGCAACCUAUCUAACUAGCUAGUUUUCGUCCCUCGCUCUAAGCAGCCCCAGAAAUGGUUGUUGGGAUUUGCAGUGUACCUGAGAUGAUUUCUCCGAAGAAGCGGUGCUCAGAGGGGUCGCCGAAUGGGCUGCGGACUCCCAAGCGCUGUCGUGAGGAGGCAUCAAUGGACGCGCACGAAUCCUUAGAAACGACGGAGCCCAUACCAGCGGUUGUAAUGUUAGGGGAAAAUGGUGGCAUAUGGCACGUUGAUGGCUUGCUGGAACUUCUCGCCGGUGCAUUAUGCGCGACGCUAGGAGCCGACCCUGCUUCGCUGCAGCUAGCUUGCUCCGCUGAAAACGGCAGCGAUGACGCUUGCAACAACACACAUUGCUGCGCUCAACCCGACCAGCAGCUGCCUCCUAACCAUCACGACGACCAACAGCACCAAGGCCUCACGCGUCCACCUCAUCCACAGCCCCACCACCAAGACCAGGAGCCACAUCCUCCCUCCACGGCUCCCUCCCCCCAGCCCUGGCCGCUGCACACGGGCCUUACGGAGGGCAACCUUCAGGCGCACACCGCCGCGGCGCAGCUGCUGCCAGCUUCCUCGCAGUGCCUGCUGGGCCUCGAUGAUGACGACAACUCCUCCGUUGUGUCGCUGUCGGCCUGGAUGGCAGGCGCGCAGACCCCGAGGCAGGGGCGCAGCGGCAGCGAUGCCGGCUCCCUGCAUGCCCCCUUUAGCACCUCCACCGCCACCACCACCUCUUCAGGCGCAUCCAUGCGGCAGCUAACUCCCCCGCCGCCUCUGCAGCUCCCCGGCCCCUCGGGUUUCAGCUUCGCACCCUCUCCCUUCUGCUUCACGCCGCGGUGGGGCGCCGGAGCAGUUCGGGAGUUUAGCCGAGGCAGCAACGGAGGCGCCGGGAGCACCAGCAUCAGUUGCAGCAGCAGCAGCGGAGCAGGGUGUGGUGUACCCGAGGCCAAGUGGCCUCGACGCAGGCCUUCCGUUAGCGAGCAACGGCGGUGACAUGCAGCAGCUGCGUUUGCGGUUUGGUAAUAGUUCUGUUGUGGAAAACUUGUGCCGGCGGAGGCGCAUCAUACCGGUACCGUUGAUUAACAUAGAGAUGUACGCUAGGAUGUGGGAGGUAUGUUUCAUGCCCGUUUAAUGCCGAUGUCGUGAUGCUGGGAAAGCAGGCUAGAGUAGUAGGCAGCUGGAAUAACGGCUGUGGGUAAAAUGUACGGAACGUACGAUUGGCCGUACAUUGCACCGCGGUCUAGCGAUGAUGUACGGUGUACGAAAAAAGAGUGUGAUGUGAAAUCCUGAGUGAAAAGAAGUAGAACACAGCAUGUUGGUCGCUGUUACUACUUACUGUCUGUCUCAAUACGCAAUGUCUUGAGUGGUGUGCCCUGAUUGUUGUUUGUGUGCCCGGGUGCCUGUGAAAACGGAGUACGCGUGUAGAGGUACGGUAGGCAGGUCGCUGCUGCGAGUAGCUAGCCAGAAAGUUGAUGGUCUUGCGGGCACGAGCCGUCCCAGGAAGUAGGAACAGGAAGCUGAGCAGAGAAUACCCCGUUAGUGCCUGGCAGGAAAAGGACGGUCAAAAUGUGUGAUGUCCGAGGGUCUUUCGAGUGCUACAUCGAACAAUGGUUCUUAAAUCGGACCAAGCUCUGGCGUAAUAUCGCCGAAGCAGUUCACUCUCACGAGUCCCUUGCGUGCGUGCGGUCCAAGUAUCACC